Molecule: messenger RNA, 1679 nt
Organism: Merops nubicus (carmine bee-eater)
Lineage: Eukaryota; Metazoa; Chordata; Aves; Coraciiformes; Meropidae
Gene: SLC24A3
Product: solute carrier family 24 (sodium/potassium/calcium exchanger), member 3
Exons: 15
Biological process (GO): calcium ion transmembrane transport; intracellular calcium ion homeostasis
Cellular component (GO): membrane
Molecular function (GO): calcium, potassium:sodium antiporter activity; calcium channel activity
Source: RefSeq, a predicted model, not a curated record
CUCUCCAUGAAUUCCCCAGUGACAUCUUCACAAACGAGGACAGGAGACAUGGAGCUGUGGUCCUACACGUCCUUUGUGCCGUGUAUAUGUUUUAUGCUUUGGCGAUUGUCUGUGAUGAUUUCUUUGUCCCGUCGCUGGAAAAGAUUUGUGAACGCUUGCAUCUCAGCGAAGACGUGGCUGGGGCAACUUUCAUGGCCGCGGGAAGCUCUGCUCCUGAGUUGUUUACAUCUGUCAUAGGUGUUUUUAUCACAAAAGGAGACGUAGGCGUUGGAACCAUCGUAGGCUCGGCUGUGUUUAACAUUCUCUGUAUUAUUGGCGUGUGUGGGCUUUUUGCUGGACAGGUUGUUGCACUGUCGUCGUGGAGUCUCUUGAGAGAUUCAAUUUACUAUACACUGUCUGUUGUUGCACUCAUCGUGUUUAUUUAUGACGAAAAAGUAUCCUGGUGGGAGUCCUUAGUCUUAGUGCUGAUGUACAUCAUCUACAUCGUCAUCAUGAAGUACAACUCAACCAUACAUCACUGCUUUGAAAGGAGGACAAAAAACUCUGCGAACAUGGUCAAUGGUUUAGCAAAUAACACGGAAAUGGACGAUAACAGCAACUGCGAUGCCACAGUGGUAUUACUAAAGAAAGGAAAUUUCCACCGUAAAGCCUCAGUGAUUAUGGUGGAUGAGCUGCUGUCUGCCUACCCACACCAGCUUUCAUUUUCUGAGGCUGGGCUCCGGAUCAUGAUAACCAGCCACUUCCCUCCCAAAACUCGUCUCUCCAUGGCCAGCCGCAUGUUAAUCAAUGAGAGACAAAGGCUGAUCAACAGCAGGACUUACACCAAUGGUGAGUCAGAAGUAGCGAUCAAAAUACCUAUCAAGCAUGUGGUUGAGAAUGGAACAGGCCCCAGCAACUCUGCUGAACGAGGUGUGAAUGGUGCUCGGCGGGACGAAGACGUGGCUGAGGCUGGAAAUGAGACAGAAAAUGAGAAUGAGGACAACGAGAACAAUGAAAAUGAUGAGGAAGAGGAAGAAGAUGAUGACGACGAUGACCAUGAAGGGCCAUACACGCCUUUUGACCUACCAGCUGGCAAGAUAGAGAUCUUGAAGUGGCUCUUCACGUGGCCAUUGAGUUUUGUCCUGUACUUCACAGUGCCCAACUGUAGCAAACCCCACUUGGAGAAAUGGUUCAUGGUUACCUUUGCUUCUUCUACCCUCUGGAUUGCAGCUUUCUCCUACAUGAUGGUGUGGAUGGUGACAAUCAUUGGCUACACACUGGGAAUUCCAGAUGUGAUCAUGGGCAUCACUUUCUUGGCAGCCGGAACCAGUGUGCCAGACUGCAUGGCAAGUCUUAUCGUAGCAAGGCAAGGUAUGGGGGAUAUGGCUGUGUCCAACUCCAUCGGAAGCAAUGUUUUUGAUAUUUUAAUAGGCCUAGGCCUCCCAUGGGCUUUGCAGACCCUAGCAGUGAAUUAUGGAUCAUACAUUCGGUUAAACAGCAGAGGACUUAUCUAUUCUGUUGGUCUCCUGCUGGCAUCUGUUUUUGUCACAGUUUUUGGCGUCCACAUGAACAAAUGGAAACUGGACAAGAAGCUAGGGUGUGUGUGCCUUUCCCUUUACGGCAUCUUCCUGUGUUUCUCCAUCAUGACAGAGUUCAAUGUUUUCACUUUUGUGAACUUGCCAAUGUGCAGAGAUCACUAA